GAACCGUUAUUUACGUUUUCCAUAGGCAUCCAGGACCUUCCGGAGUCGAGGUUCCAGUUUCCCCCUUCUCCAACUCCGCCUCACCACCACCAACGCAGCCUACUCCCCCGUCCCCGAACCAAAACCCUAGCCGCGUAGCCCUCUCGCCAUGGAUGCCAUACGGAAGCAGCUUGACCAGCUCAUGGGCGCCAACCGCAAUGGCGAUGCCCGGGAGGUCACCCGCAAGUACUACGAUCGCGACGUGUGCCGCCUCUUCCUCGCCGGGCUCUGCCCCCACGACCUCUUCCAGCUCACUAAGAUGGACAUGGGGCCGUGCCCUAAGCUGCAUUCGUUGCAGCUGCGUAAGGAAUAUGAGGAAGCCAAAGCCACAGGUAUGGACAACUAUGACCGUGAAUUGGAAGAAACUAUAGAAAGACUGAUAGUUGAGUGCGAGAGGAAGAUUCAAAGAGCCCUUAAGCGUUUGGAGGAGGAAGACGCUAAGGCAGCUAUUGCAAUUUCUGUUACUGAGGUUACACAGAGUAAAGAAAUAACCGAGUUCUCCAAACAAAUUAAGGAGAAGAUGAAGGAGAUAGACACUUUUGAUCUUGAGGGAAACACCGAGGGCAAAAUUCGGGCUACUGAAGAGGUUGACAAGCUCAAGGAACAAAGGGCUGAAGAGCAGGCAAAGCUGCUGCUUGAAGCUUUUAAUAAGGACCGUGUUUCGUUAGUGAGUUCUCUCCAAACUGCUACGCAAUCAGCUGCACCUGCUGCUGCUCCAGAUGCACGCACACAAGAAAUGAUUAAUGAAAAGCUAAAAAAGGCAGAAGAACUGGGUGAGAAUGGGAUGAUUGAUGAGGCCCAAAAAUUGUUGGAUGAAGCAGAAGCUCUGAAAAAGCUGGGUGCUCGGCCACAGAUUGUUCCAGACACUGCAAAAAUGUCAACUCAUGUUCAAAUUACGGAUCAAAAGUUGCGCCUGUGUGACAUAUGUGGAGCAUUCUUGAGCGUGUAUGACAGUGACCGACGUUUAGCAGAUCACUUUGGAGGGAAACUUCACAUGGGUUAUAUGCUAAUACGUGAGAAGCUGUCAGUACUGCAGGAAGAAAAAAACAAAAGGCGCAAGGUUGACCGAUCUGAAUAUGAUAGAAGGUCCAGGGAAAGGAGCACAGAACGUGAUAGAGCAUCAAGCAGGGACCGUAAUAGAGGAGACCGAAGCAGCAGCCGUGGCAGGGACAGAGAUUAUGAGCGAAAAAGUAGCCACGAUCGCUACCAUGACAGAGAAAGUAGUUAUGGCAGGGAAAAGGAUAAAGAAUCAGGGAGAUCUCGCAGCUAUGAUUCUCGGAGUCACCGAAGAUCACGUUCCCCAAGGGAUAGUUCUAGGGACUAUGAUCAAUACAGGCGUCAUGAUCGUCGAGAUCGGCACUAGAUGCAGGCGUGUUUCGUUCGGUUUUUGAGGCUUUUUCGGUGUGAUUAAUUCAGUUUUGAAGGGCUCUCCCGGUGUGCUUCAUUCGGAUUUUGGAAGGUUCUGCCAGUGUGCUGCGGUGUGCAUCAUCCUUGGUGUAUCUGCCCAGACCCAUAGUGAAACCAGGCAAUUAGGAGUGACUAGCUUAUAUAUCUGUCCACUCCUGUAACAACUAAUAUGUGUUUGCCGGUGUCAAUCUUAUCGUGUAUGCAGAAACAUAAACCCGUGUGUUAUGUACACUCUAAUUUACGGCACAACUUACCAAAACAUAUUUGUUGAUCUCA
Molecule: messenger RNA, 1722 nt
Organism: Brachypodium distachyon (stiff brome)
Lineage: Eukaryota; Viridiplantae; Streptophyta; Magnoliopsida; Poales; Poaceae
Product: putative RNA-binding protein Luc7-like 2
Exons: 13
Coding region: 149-1402 (417 amino acids)
Biological process (GO): mRNA splice site recognition
Cellular component (GO): U2-type prespliceosome; U1 snRNP
Molecular function (GO): mRNA binding
Source: RefSeq, a predicted model, not a curated record